AUGGGCACCAUGAAUCCUAGGGCAGUUCACAGUGAGAUGCAGGACUUGGUGAAAUUGAAUCAGGGCUUUAUAAAUUCUGAAGAUCGCCGCUUCCUUCGGGAAUCAGUAGUGAGCCUGGAAAAUUCCAUGUCUCCCACUUCAAGCCAUACAGCUGCAGGUGAGAUGGUCAGAGAGGCAGAUAAGCUCCUGAAAGAGGCUGGGAACAAAGUGAAUGAUUUGGAAACUGAUGCAGAGGAGGUGAUUGAACCAGACCAAGAUGAUCACCAAGAGUUGGGAGACCAAAACUUGCAGGUAACAGAUGAGAUGAUGAUGCAGGCCAAUGAAAAGAAUAGGGAGGCCUUUGGUGUCCUGUCUAAAGGUGAACUUCAGAAAGCAAUUGACUUGUUUUCAGAUGCCAUCAAGCUGAAUCCAUAUCUUGCCAACUCGUAUACUAACAGAGCCAAUGUCUUCAUGUACCUACAGAAACCAAACGCUGCCAUUAGCGACUGUAACAGAGCCAUAGAGCUCAAUCCUAACUUAGCACAGCCCUACAAGUUGCGAGGAAAAGCACUCCAGCUCCUGGGGCUCUUGGAAGAAGCAGCCUGUGACCUGGCCUUGGCUUGCAAACUGGGUUAUGAUGAAGAUGCCAGUGAUGUGGUAAAGGAAGUGCAGGUGAGAACCCAGAAGAACUCUAAACACAAAAAUGUGCAAAAAUGUAAGCACGGGAAGACAAUGGAGAGAGUGAAAAAGGCUCUGGCAAAAGGAAGAGCUGAUAGGACAGCCCCAUGGGAUCAGGAAAAAGCUCAGAGGGAGAAGGAGUCCAGUGAGGAGUCCGAUAGUGAUGAGAGUGAGUUGGAGAUCGAUAAUGAAGGAGUGAUUGAACCCGAUAAGGAUGAGCCCCAAGAGAUGGGCGAUGAGAAUCUGAAGGUAACAGACGAAAUGAUGAAGCAGGCCAUUGAAAAGAAGAGGGAGGCUUUUGAUGCGGUGGGAAAAGGAGAACUUCAGAGAGCUGUUGACUUGUUCACAGAUGCCAUCAAACUGAACCCACGGCUUACAAUUUUAUAUGCCAACCGAGCCAGUGUCUAUGUGCAGUUGCAGAAGCCAAAUGCUGCCAUUAGAGACUGUGACAGAGCCAUAAAUAUCAACCCUGACUCCGCACAGCCCUACAAGUGGCGAGGGAAAGCGCUUCGGCUCCUGGGUUACUGGCAGGAGGCUGCCGAGGACCUGUCCUUGGCCUGUCAGCUGGAUUAUGAUGAAGAGACCAAUGCCAUGCUGAAUGAGGUGCAGCCAAGGGCCCAGAAAAUCACCCACCACUGGAGAAAAUAUGAGCAAAAGCAAAAAGAAAAGAGAUUUAAGGAGGCCCUGGAGAGAAUGAAGAAAGCCAUCGAGGAGAGGGAGGGAGCUCAACUUCAAACACCUGAGGAACAGGAAAGAGAUGAGCUUGAGGCCUGGCAAAAAGAGGAAAGAGCUAAGCCUCAGGAUACCCAGAAACAUGAAAGAGUUAGGCUUCAGGCCUCCUGGGAACAAUGGGGUGCACAUCUUAAAUACUCUAGAGAACAAGAAGGAGCUCUGCCAGUGGACAAUGGGGACAAGGAGAAAUUCCAGCUGAAGGCCCAGGGGAGAGCUGAGAGUGAGGAAGAGUCCAGUGAGGAGUCCGAGAGUGAGUUGGAGAUCGAUAAUGAAGGAGUGAUUGAACCUGAUGAGGAUGAGCCCCAAGAGAUGGGCGAUGAGAAUCUGAAGGUAACAGACGAAAUGAUGAAGCAGGCCAUUGAAAAGAAGAGGGAGGCUUUUGAUGCGGUGGGUAAAGGAGAACUUCAGAGAGCUGUUGACUUGUUCACAGAUGCCAUCAGACUGAACCCACGGCUUACAAUUUUAUAUGCCAACCGAGCCAGUGUCUAUGUGCAGUUGCAGAAGCCAAAUGCUGCCAUUAGAGACUGUGACAGAGCCAUAAAUAUCAACCCCGACUCCGCACAGCCCUACAAGUGGCGAGGGAAAGCGCUUCGGCUCCUGGGUUACUGGCAGGAGGCUGCCAAGGACCUGUCCUUGGCCUGUCAGCUGGAUUAUGAUGAAGAGACCAAUGCAAUGCUGAAUGAGGUGCAGCCAAGGGCCCAGAAAAUCACCCACCACUGGAGGAAGUAUGAGCAAAAGUGCAAGGAAGACGAAUUUAAGGAGAUGGUAGAGAGGAUAAAAAAAGUCUUGGAGGAUCAGGAGAGUGCUCAGAAAGCCCUGGAAGAACUGGAGAUCUAUGAGAAAGCAGCCCUGGAGGAACAGGAGAAAACCAUGAAGGAACCUGAGACAGCUGAGCAGAUAGUGCUGAAAGAACAGGAGGACAAUCAACAGGAGCCAAUGGAGGAACAAGAGAGAGCUCAGCAGAAGGUGUUGCAAGAACAAGAGUCCGUUAAGCAGAUGGAUCUAGAGGAACAGUUGAUAGCGUUGCAGACUGAGCUGGAAGAACAGUUGAAAACUCAGCAGAUGGAGCUGGAGGAAGAGGAGAGAGCUCUGCAGAAGUUGCUGGAAGAACAGGAGAGGACCCAGAAGAAGGUGCUGGAAAAACAGGAGAAAACCCAGAUGAAGGCUCUGGAAGAACUGGAAAGAGCUCAACAGCUGGUUCUGAAGGAACUGGAAAGAGCUCAGAAGAAGGUCUUAGAGGAACAGGAAAAAACUCAGAAGGCAGCCCUGGAAGAACAGGAGAGAGCUCAGAAGAAAUCCCAGGAGGAAAAGGAGAGGGCUGAGAAAGCCCUGGAGGAACUGGCAAGAGCUCAUAAGAUGGCCCUGAAGGAGCUGGAGAUUGCUCAGAAAAAAGGCCUGGAGGAACAUGAAAGAGCCCAGCAGAAGGCCUUGGCAGAACAAAAGAAAGCUCAUAUGGCUAUGGAAGAACUGGAGAAAGCUCAUAAGAAGCAAGAGAGAGCGCAGAAGGCUGCCCUAGAGGAGCAGAAGAGAGCUCAGAAGGCCCUAGAGGUACUGGAAAGAGAACAGAGAAAGGCCAUAGAGGAGCAGAAGAGAGCUCAAAAGAAGGCCAUAGAGGAGCAGGAAAAAGCCCAGAAAGCCCUGGAGGAACUGGCAAGAGUUCAGCAGCAGACCCUAGAGGAAAAAGAGAGAGCUCAGAAGAAGACCAGAGAGGAACAGGAAAGAGCCAAGAAAGCCCUGGAAGAACUGGUGAGAGCUCAGAAAGAGGCCCUAGAUGAACAAGAGAGAGCUCAGAAGAAGGCUACAGAGGAACAGAAAAGGGCUAAAAAGGCCUUGGAGGAACUGGAGAGGACUCAGAAAAAGACCUUGGAGGAACUGGAGAGAGCUCAGAAAAAGGCCCUGGAGGAACAGGAGAGAGCUCGAAAGAAAGCCCUGGAGGAACAGGAGAGGGCUCAAAAAGGCCUGGAGGGACUGGAGAAAGCUCAGAAAAAGGCCCUGGAGGAACAAGAGAGAGCUCAAAAGAAAGCCCUGGAGGAACAGGAGAGGGCUCAAAAAGGCUUGGAGGAACUAGAGAAAGCUCAGAAAAAGGCACUGGAGGAACUGGAGAGAGCUCAGAAAGAGGCAGUGGAGGAACAAGAGAAAGCUCAGAAGAAAGCCCUGGAGGAACAAGAGAAAGUUCAGAAGAAAGCCUUAGAGGAACAGAAGAAGACUCAGAAAGCUCUGGAGGAACUGGAGAGAGCUCAGAAAAACUCCCUAAAGGAGCUGGAGAGAGUUCAGAAAGGGGUCCUGGAGAAACAAGAGAAAGCUCAGAAGAAAGCCCUGGAGGAACAGAAGAGGGCUCAGAAAGCUCUGGAGAAACUGGAGAGAGCUCAUAAAAACUCCCUAGAGGAGCUGGAGAGAGUUCAGAAAGGGGUCCUGGAUGAGCCAGAAAAAGCUCAGAAGGAGGCCCUGGAGGAACAUGAGAGAGCUCAGAAAAAGGUUGCAGAGGAACAGGAGGAAGCUCAGAAAGAGGCCCAAGAAGAACAUGAAAUAACUCAUAAAACGUUUUGUGAAGACCUGGAAAGAGCUCAGGACAAAGACUUAGAGGAAUGGGAGAAAACUCAUAAAAAGGUCUGUAUAGAACAGGAAAUAGAUCAGGAGAAAGACAUAGAGGAACAGGAAACAGCCAUGGAGGAACAACUGAGGGCUCAGAAAGGUCCAGAGCAUGCAACAAGUUCAUUAAGACCUCUCGCAAAAUCCAUUUGGGACUAUUUUGAAUCAGGCUAG
This is a messenger RNA of Caretta caretta (loggerhead turtle), 4152 nucleotides long. RefSeq lists its product as uncharacterized. The record is from RefSeq and is a predicted model, not a curated record. NCBI's taxonomy places the organism in Eukaryota, Metazoa, Chordata, Testudines, Cheloniidae. Gene Ontology annotation, molecular function: Hsp70 protein binding.